ACCCUCCUCUCUGGAACGUCUGCCUGGAUUUACCCCAUGGAAUGUGGAUUCCUUAAAUCACCUCAUGAUCCCUCUGCAUAUAUAAGCUCCUUUGAAAGAAAACUGUUUUCUUUCUCCCUUGUUUUGCUGUAUUCUGAAGUCUUUUAUGUCUGGGUUUGGCCUUCUCUGUUAGGCUGAGAACACCCUGGGGGCCAUGGUCUGUUUGCCCAGGUUACUAGAGCUCUUGGCAGGGGAUGUUGGCGGGGGGAUCUGAGAAGGGUGGCAGGAACUCAGCCCCUGGCUUUCUCCAGGAUGGCUUGAGAACUCAUGGAGCUCCUUAGACACCAGGGUUGGAUGGUUUGCCUAAUGUUUACUGAGAAGCCAGUCCCCUUCCUGAUAAUUGAGGGAACUGAGACUGAGGAUGCAGGGCCCCUGUAGACCCUCUGUGAUUUCAUUCUGGUGACCUGGAACCCACACAUUUACUCCUUGGACUUAAACACUGAGGCUACAGAGAAUUUGUAUCUGGGGCAUAGGGCAGGGUGCAUAGCCCAAACCUGCCAGAACUAACAAAGGCUACCAAAGAGCAUGUUAGGAGGGGAAUAUAAGCCUGGUUGCUGCGGACCCCGGGAGCUAGGUCUUCCCACUCCCUGGCCAGACCCACGGCAGUCAGACCUUCUGCAGCUGUUCUCCUAUGAAGGGUUUUAUACACUCCUACUCUUCAAAUUCAAAUUCUCUAAAUAAUACCUACCAUGUAUGGAGGGCUCACUAGGUGCCAGACACUGGGCUAAGCCCUUGCACAUUUCAACACAUCUCAUUCUAACAGCUCUGCAAAGUGGGUAUUAUCCCAUUUUAUAGAAGAGGAAACUGAGGUUCUGAGAAUUUAGUCAACUUUCCUGAAGUUGCACAUCUAGUUUGUGGCACAGAGGGGAUUCCAAGUAAGGUGUGCCUGACCCUAAGACCCGUGCUUUCUGUACCGUACCCCAAUCAUUUCACUUCAUGAUGAACUUGACAAUCGACUGUACCUGAAUUCUGCUUUGUUAUAACUCUCUAGCCUCCACAAACACUCAGUAUCCCCCGCCUCCCCACCCUGCCCCUGUCAGCCUUCUAUUCUUAGUGUGGAUGGUGACCUCUGACUGUGGAGUCAGCAGGUAGCUUUUGGAGUGCCUGUAACUCAAACAAUUUAAUCUGACAUCUCAAUCCUGCCACCCUCCCCUCUGUUGCAAACACACCCUCAACUCCCUUUUCCUGCCUGCCUCUGUCCUCCUCCAGCUCCUGUGAGUUCUAGAGGGUUUCCAAACCUAGGAUAGAGCCAGCAAUUCAUUAGUCUUUGUCCUGUUUCCAAGAAUCCCAAAUAUAUAAGAAUUCCUCAUUGAAAAGCCAAGCAUUCUUGGGGGAAAGUGUGUGUCACCAAGAAAGCACGAUUCCUCACAUUGGGAAAGGGGAUCGUAGUCCAGUCCAGGAAAAUAAGUGUAGAUUUCAGUGCCAGAUGGAAGUGGAUUGGCUCUCCCUGACACCUCCCCUCCCCAGCCACCCACCCCUCACAAACCACAACCGGGGAGCUUGCCUUCCCAGUUCAUCUGAGGGCACUAACCGGAUGACAUUUUCCUCUGGAGAGAGAAGGAAAGAAGAGGCAGAUUGUGUGUGUGUGUGUGUGUGCGUGUGUGUGUGUAUGUAUGUGUACACAGUUCUCCUCACCUACAGGCCACUUUCUGUGCAGUUCCUUUUGGCAUGGACCACUUACUGUUUGAAGAGCCCUCUAGUGAGUUUUUGGGGUGGGGGUGAAUCAUAGGCGAUGAGUCUGGCUGCUCUUCCACUAGGAGGAAGCAUCUCCCUCCUCUUUGGGGCAGCUCAGCUUACCAGAAGAUCUAAGGUAAAUGAAUAGGAAAUCUGCUCGAAAGCAUUUAGAAAGCAACCUCUUAUGGCUGCGUUAUGCAAAUUCAUAGGCUAGAAACAGGACAGGCACCAAGAGGAAGCACGUGAGCUGAGUGAGCAGAGUGUGUGUGGAGUGAGUUAUAAUCAAGAAAAGCUUUAGGAGGAUAUGAAGUUGCUUUUUUUAAAAAAAAUUCUCUCCUUUAUUAUAAAAGAAACAUGGAUUUAUUAUACAAAAUACAUAGUAGCAGAAGACAAAAAUAAAAUUAGUUCAUGAGCCCAUCACGGGGCACUGAAAAGAGACUUUGAUCUUUCUGUUCCUCUGCCCCCUUUCCCACAGCUUCCCACCUGGCCACAAACAACACUUGGAGAAUCUGCCUUCCCAGGUCACUUAACAUUUGGCAGUUAAUGUUUCCAGUCUUUUCUCUCCACAUACAUUGUAAAAGCAUGGUUGAAUACAUAUUAUAUGUGCAGAUGUUAGACAGUUUUGUAUUGUGGUUUUAUCUUCUGGUUAGUAUUACCAACUUUGUAAAUGAGGAGAUAAGUCAAGUGAGGUGUGGAAAAGGGUCAUGGCCACUGUUUGGUAGAGAGGAAACUGAGAACUGGGGGAAAGGGGCCCUAAAAGACCAGCUGAUACCCUGUGGGAUGGAGGAUCUUUUAAAUCAAGCUUGUUCAGCCCGUGGCCCAUGGGCUGCAUGCGGCCCAGGAUGGCUUUGAAUGAGGGCCAACACAAAUUCAUAAAAUUUCUUAAAAUGUUAUGAGAUUUUUGCAAGGUUUUAUUUUUUUUAAGUUUUCUUUUUCUUUCUUUCUUUUUUUUUUUUUCUCGCUCAUCAGCUAUCGUUAGUGCUAGUGUAUUUUAUGUGUGGCCCAAGACAAUUCUUCUUCUUCCAGUGUGGCCCAGGGAAGCCAAAAGAUUAGACACCCUGUUUUAAAUGACAGAAGAUGAAGAGCAUCUAAACCUCAACCUCCCAGCUCCUAUGUGAGUUGGGAGCAGUAACAAAGCCAGCCUCCCCUUUGACCUUGGCUUGGUUUCCCUGGCCACAGAUGGAGCUCUGAUGCCUUUGUUGGGGUUGGCGUUGGCGUUGGGUGAGCACUGUGGUGAGCACUUCACAUACAACUGAUUUUCUGUUUUACAGAUUUGGAAACUAAAGUUUAGAACAGCUAAGGACCUGGAGUAAGAUCCAUGUGGCACAGCAGCAGAGCUGCAAUUCAAACGCGUUCAUCUUUCUCCUAACCACUGUCCUAGGCAGCUUCUAGUUCCAUGGAAGAGAAUGUCUCCUGAUUCCUCACUUUCUGCUAAGCCUUUCUGGAUUGACUCACCAAAGAACAAGGGGUGCCCUCCCACCAUUUCUGUGGAACUCAAAUGCCUGAGCCCUGCUGUAUGGAGUGUGUAUCAAGGAGAUUUGAGGAAAUAAGUAACCUCAGCAUCUGUUCUCACCACGUGGCUCUUCCUCCAGGAAGUUUUCCAGGUUGAAUUCCACUGGAUACUCAUCCCUCUCCUCCUCCAUUCUCUUCAGUAUUAGCCUGAUUCAAUUCAGAGCCACUCAGUCAUUGAUAUUGUGACCAGAUGUCACCCGAGGAGCCCUGUCUUUGAGAUUCAGAAUAAAUUAGCUGAAUCUCACUGCCACAAACAGAGGGCAGUGGUUCUCAAAUUGUGGGACCUUAGACCAGCAGUAUCAGAAUCACCUGUGAACUUCUUAGAAAUGCACAUCCCUGGGCUCUGCCCAAGGCUUCUGGAUCAAGCUCUAGGGGUGCAGCCCAGCGAUUUGUGUCUUAUCAAGCUCACGUGGUGAUCCUGGUGCACACUGAAGCCUGGGAACUGCUGGUCUGGAGAUUCCAAAAUAAGUGGUGGUGGCUUAUAUUUUUCACAUCACCUCUGGCUCUGAGUUCCUAUUUCCACUGAAUUCGUUAAGAUUAUUAACUACCCCUAGGUGACAAGCAUGGUGGCCCAGAAAUUAACAUGAACUCUGGAGCCAGACUGCUGAGAUUUCAAUUCUGUCUCUAAGGCUCACUCAUUGUAUGGGUGUCCCUGAGCAAGUGGCAUAAAUUCCCUCUGCUGCAGACCUCUUAUCCCUAAUAUGAAAUAACCAUGGUAUUCCCCAUAGGGCAGCUGUGAGCCUUCAAUGAAACUGUGUCUGUUAAACACAGUUUAACAGUGCCUUACACAUAGUAAGCUCACAGGAAACAUUAACUCUUAUUGGUGUCAUGCAAACCACGAACUCUUCUGCACUGUGUUGACCCAGAUGUGGAAUUACUCCCAUACCCCUGGUUUACACACACACACACACACACACACACACACACACCGUUUACACAAGGCUUCAUGAAUGCGGUGAACUUUAUGGAGGUCUGGGGAGACCAAGGGUAUUUGUAUUACAACAAUUCAGAAUUGAGCACUGGAUAAGCUUAUUCUAAAAUAGAUUGGCCAAAGGUUACACCAUUUGGUCUUCCUCCUCUCUCCCUUGGUGCUCACAAGCAACUCACUCAAACAGGUCCCCCUCUUUAUUAUGUUGAGUAAUUCAGCUGUCUUUACUCUCCAGCCCCACUCCUCAACUUUGCUCCUCAGUUCACUUUGCAAAUCCAAAGACAACUUCUAAAGAAUGGACCUUCUACCCUGAUUCUCAUGCUGGAUUCCUCCCUCAUAGGGAGAAGAGUAGCAAUGAAGAUUUAUUUUUCCUACUGACAUGAACUGUGCUACCUCUCAGGAUGCUUUAGUGAUAGUUUUGGUUUUUCUCUAUAGGUAUAUGAAUCACACGUUGUAUUUUUUCUAGUAAAUACUUGAGAAAGAAUUUGAUCCAGGAGUCUGGGGCAGAGCCCAAGGCUGCGCAUUUCUAACAUGUUCACAGGUAAUGCUGAUACUGCUUAUCUGAGGUCCCACAGUUUGACUGCAAUGUAUUUAUUUUUGCAAUGGGGCAUAUUGCUCUAUAAAUGUUCUCCUGCUCUUGUUCUAAACCUUCACACCCUCAUAACUAGGGAUUUGAUCACAGCCACAGGUUCUCAAUCUUGAUACUAGGCCACAUAAUUCUUGGUUGUGGGGGGGCUAUCUUUUGUAUAUAGGAGGCUUAUUAACACCCCGAGCCUCUACUCAGUAGAUCUCAGUAACAUUUACUAGUUACGAGAACCACAAAACUUCUCCAGACAUUGCCAAAUGUCUCUGGGGGCAGGGGGUGUGAUGGGUAGCCACCCCCAGUUUUGAGAGCUGCUGGUCUCAGCUAAAUAGUUCCUGUAAUAGUUCAAGUCCAUUAUAUCUUAUUCUACCCCACACUUUACCUCUGUAUUUAAGUUCAGGGGCCUGGAUUUAUUCAUUGAGAAGAAAGGUAUGGAGGAGUCCCAGCAGCCUCUGGAUCACCCUUGAUUUCCAAGGAGAAUCAUCAACACUUUGUGACUGCUUUUUCUCAAAGGCUCCACACUUAACCCAUCUGCAGUGGAGCCAAGGACAUCCAGAUCACAAUGAGGACCUAGGGCAUCUGUCUGCUGACGCCCCCUGGCCUGCAGUGACCAUGGCCCCCCGCAAGAGGAGCCACCAUGGCCUGGGCUUCCUGUGCUGCUUCGGGGGCAGUGACAUCCCCGAAAUCAACCUCCGGGACAACCACCCUCUGCAGUUCAUGGAGUUCUCCAGCCCCAUCCCGAACGCAGAGGAGCUCAACAUCCGCUUUGCAGAGCUGGUGGAUGAAUUGGAUCUCACUGACAAAAACCGAGAGGCUAUGUUUGCACUGCCCCCUGAGAAGAAAUGGCAGAUCUACUGCAGCAAGAAGAAGGAGCAGGAGGACCCCAACAAGCUGGCAACCAGCUGGCCUGACUAUUACAUCGACCGCAUCAAUUCCAUGGCUGCGAUGCAGAGUCUGUACGCGUUUGAUGAGGAGGAGACGGAGAUGAGGAACCAAGUCGUGGAAGACCUGAAGACAGCCCUCCGGACACAGCCUAUGAGGUUUGUGACCCGCUUCAUUGAGCUGGAGGGCUUGACCUGUCUGCUAAAUUUCCUCCGGAGCAUGGACCACGCCACCUGUGAGAGCCGCAUCCACACCUCACUCAUUGGCUGCAUCAAAGCAUUGAUGAACAACUCCCAGGGGCGGGCACAUGUGCUGGCACAGCCUGAGGCCAUUAGUACCAUAGCCCAGAGCCUACGCACAGAGAACAGCAAGACCAAGGUGGCUGUGCUGGAGAUCCUGGGUGCUGUGUGCCUCGUGCCUGGUGGCCACAAGAAGGUGCUGCAGGCCAUGCUGCACUACCAGGUGUAUGCAGCAGAGCGAACCCGCUUCCAGACCCUGCUGAACGAGCUAGACCGAAGUCUGGGCCGGUACCGGGAUGAAGUGAAUCUGAAAACAGCCAUCAUGUCCUUCAUCAAUGCUGUCCUCAAUGCUGGAGCUGGAGAGGAUAAUCUGGAGUUCCGCCUACAUCUACGGUAUGAAUUCCUGAUGCUGGGUAUACAGCCUGUGAUUGACAAGCUCCGGCAACAUGAAAAUGCCAUCCUGGACAAACAUUUAGACUUCUUCGAGAUGGUGCGGAAUGAGGAUGACCUGGAGCUAGCCAGGAGGUUUGACAUGGUCCACAUCGACACCAAGAGUGCUUCCCAGAUGUUUGAGUUGAUCCACAAGAAGCUGAAGUACACGGAGGCCUACCCCUGCCUGCUCUCUGUGCUGCACCACUGCCUGCAGAUGCCCUACAAACGGAACGGUGGCUACUUCCAGCAGUGGCAGCUCCUGGACCGCAUCCUCCAGCAGAUUGUCCUCCAGGAUGAGCGGGGUGUGGACCCUGACCUGGCUCCCUUGGAGAACUUCAAUGUCAAGAACAUCGUCAACAUGCUCAUCAACGAGAAUGAAGUGAAACAGUGGCGAGACCAGGCAGAGAAGUUCCGGAAAGAACACAUGGAGCUUGUGAGCCGUCUGGAGAGGAAGGAGCGGGAAUGCGAGACAAAGACAUUGGAGAAGGAAGAGAUGAUGCGGACGCUGAACAAAAUGAAGGACAAGCUGGCCCGGGAGUCCCAGGAGCUGCGCCAGGCUCGGGGACAAGUGGCAGAGCUGGUAGCCCAGCUCAGUGAACUCUCAACAGGCCCUGUAUCUUCCCCACCACCCCCUGGGGGCCCACUCACCUUGUCUUCCUCAAUGACAACCAAUGACCUGCCUCCACCCCCUCCUCCUCUGCCCUUUGCCUGUUGUCCCCCUCCCCCACCACCACCCCUUCCUCCCGGGGGACCCCCGACUCCCCCAGGUGCCCCACCUUGCCUCGGCAUGGGCCUGCCCCUCCCUCAGGACCCCUACCCCAGCAGUGACGUCCCACUCAGGAAAAAGCGUGUCCCCCAGCCUUCUCACCCACUGAAGUCCUUCAACUGGGUGAAGCUGAAUGAGGAGCGUGUCCCUGGCACCGUAUGGAAUGAGAUUGAUGACAUGCAGGUAUUUCGGAUCCUGGACCUAGAGGAUUUUGAAAAGAUGUUUUCAGCCUACCAGAGGCACCAGAAAGAGCUGGGCUCCACUGAAGACAUCUACCUGGCUUCCCGCAAGGUCAAAGAGCUGUCGGUCAUUGAUGGCCGGAGGGCCCAAAACUGCAUCAUCCUUCUUUCCAAGUUGAAGCUUUCUAACGAGGAGAUCCGGCAGGCCAUCUUGAAGAUGGAUGAGCAGGAGGACCUUGCUAAGGACAUGCUGGAGCAGCUCCUCAAGUUCAUCCCAGAGAAGAGUGACAUUGACCUCCUGGAGGAGCACAAGCAUGAAAUUGAGCGGAUGGCCCGUGCUGACCGCUUCCUCUAUGAAAUGAGCAGGAUUGACCACUACCAGCAGCGACUGCAAGCCCUCUUCUUCAAGAAGAAAUUCCAGGAGCGGCUGGCUGAGGCAAAGCCCAAAGUGGAAGCCAUCCUGUUGGCCUCCCGGGAGCUGGUCCGCAGCAAGCGUCUUAGACAGAUGCUAGAGGUCAUCCUAGCCAUAGGCAACUUCAUGAACAAAGGGCAGCGUGGGGGCGCCUACGGGUUCCGGGUGGCCAGCCUCAACAAGAUCGCUGACACCAAGUCCAGCAUCGACAGAAACAUCUCUCUGCUCCAUUACCUGAUCAUGAUCCUGGAGAAGCAUUUUCCUGAUAUUCUAAACAUGCCUUCAGAGCUGCAACAUCUUCCAGAAGCUGCCAAAGUCAACCUAGCAGAACUGGAGAAGGAGGUGGGCAACCUCAGGAGGGGCCUGAGAGCGGUGGAGGUGGAGCUGGAGUAUCAGAGGCGCCAGGUACGGGAGCCCAGUGACAAGUUUGUCCCUGUCAUGAGCGACUUCAUCACGGUGUCCAGCUUCAGCUUCUCCGAGCUGGAGGACCAGCUAAAUGAGGCCAGGGACAAGUUCGCCAAGGCCUUGAUGCACUUCGGGGAGCAUGACAGCAAGAUGCAGCCAGACGAAUUCUUUGGCAUCUUUGAUACCUUCUUGCAGGCCUUCUCAGAGGCCCGGCAGGAUCUAGAGGCCAUGAGGAGGAGGAAGGAGGAGGAGGAGCGGCGGGCGCGCAUGGAAGCCAUGCUGAAGGAGCAGAGGGAACGUGAGCGGUGGCAGCGGCAGCGGAAGGUCCUGGCUGCAGGCAGCUCGCUGGAGGAGGGAGGAGAGUUCGAUGACCUGGUGUCGGCCCUGCGCUCUGGGGAGGUCUUCGACAAGGACUUAUGCAAGCUCAAGCGCAGCCGCAAGCGAUCAGGGAGCCAGGCCCUGGAAGUUACCCGGGAGCGGGCAAUAAACCGGCUAAAUUAUUGACCUGGGGAACUAGCCACACAGGAGGCCGGGAGACAGGGACUGGUGAGAAUGGGGCUGAGUGGAGGAGGUGGUGAUAUUUAAACCAUUUGGUGCUUGGUUUAGAGCCUUGGGCUGGGUCCUGGGAUGGGGGGCUGUGUGUGGCUGGACCAGGUGUCUCCCCACGCUUACCUUAAGGGGCUCCUCUUAUCUCCCCUUCACAUGAUUCCUUCUGUGCCCUGGCCCCAGGUAUUAUUCUGAGGCUGCCUUGGAUGGCCUCAGGCCAGGUAACCCCAGGCUGAAGGGGCCCUGCUCCCCAUCCCCUACCAUGGGCACCCAUGUGCUGGCACAGAACAGUUCCAGAUCUAGACUGGAGAGGUCCACAGCCUUGUCCAGAGUUCCUGUGUAGCACGGGGAGCAAUGAUGGAGGGAGCCCCUGAGAGGGAAUCUGGUGAGGGAAUCCAGACUCCCUUCUCUCAAGGGGAGGCUCAACAGAACAUUGACCUGGGGGCAAACUUUCCUCUUGAAUGGGAACAGAGGAGGCAUUAUAUAUUCUAGUUAGAUCAGCUCUGGUAGGUUCCAGAGAACAGUCAAUGUUGGAAGGAUGAUGCAGGGACCAAAGCCAUCAGGACAGAGUAGCAGUGUCUGUUUCCCAUGUCACAAGUCCUCUGGCCUCUCCCUGCAUGUCUUAAGUAUCUUUCCCUUCCUUCUCUACCCUCACCUCCAUCCUGUCUACUAAUCCACAGUCCUAGAAGACUCACCUUGGGUUUCCACAGCUAUGGCUCACUACCAGGUGCUUGAUGAAUCUGGCGAGGGGCUCAAGACAGACCUCAUGCAUCACCACACCUCAUGCCUUUUGGGCAUCUCCCAUGUCCCCAUCUCCUGGACACCUGGCCAUUGUUGUGAAGCCAGACAGUGACCUCAAAUGUUGCCUUGGAGUCCCCUACAGCCCCUCAGCAGAGGGCAGCACUUGAAUGCUUAGCUCCAUCCCAUAGUUCUCUACUUCAUAUAAAUUGCUCAGGCCCUCCCACCCCUUCUCUAACACUAGCUUCAAGGCAGAAGCCACAGCAGCCUCUGUCCAGCCUGCAGGUGGCCACUUGGAACCAUGUGUCCACUGGCGUUGGGGAGUUGGUUCCUGAGAGGUCUGAGGGCCAGAGCUGCCCUCUACAUUAACAUGCUGUCUCUAAGGGUGGCCCCUCCUCUCAGGCGUUCAGAUGGUGCGAACAGCAGAGCAGGCAAGGGAAACUGGGGAGAUGGGGAUGGAGGAGGAAGGCUGAUAUCCUCUGGGGAGCACAUCACCUGAAGGUGCCAAGGAGGAAGGCUGAGAGGGGGGCCACCCCAUUUCUGGUACCCAAUUUGGUUCUUCAGCCCAACUUGCAAGGGGUUCCUUCUGGUCCUCCCAUCCACUGCCACCUUCCAUUUUGUCCAUCUCAUGCUGGCCUUGGUGGAUGGGAUGGCUGUAUCUAGACAAAAUUUUUCUAAAACUCCAUCAAGGCUCUUAUUCAAUACCACGUUCCGAGUUGGCCUUUCAUCUUCUUUGAGACUGGCCCUGCCUAACCUCUACCAUCAAUGAGCUCUUGGCCCUUCUGCCCUUCCCUGUGUUUCUCACUUUCCAACCUAAUCCCUGGCUCAGGGUUAUUGCCAGUGGAGACUGGUGAGCUGGGCCUACUCUCAGCUGCCUAUCUUCUGCCUUUCACUUGCAUCCAACUCCUGGGGCUGGGACCGUAGUAGCUGCGGGGGGGAAGAAACACAGGGUCGGUGAGCCCAGCAUGUGCGUUGGUUUGAGGGGGCGGGCGGUGUGUGUGUGUUCUGGUGGGAGGGAUCUGAGCAAGUGCAAGCCUGGCUGACACAGGUGUGAAGAGGCCAUCCUGGAACCCAGGUGAGGGCAAGAUGAAGGCUUCCAGGCAGAACAGCUGCAGAGAGUUUGGCUAUAUGCAUCUGCAGCCCCAAGAGCUCCCACUGCAAGACAAGUGUUGGGGAAGAUGGGAGGUUGUGGGUGAGGCCUCUAAAGGUCCUCUCCCAAACUGACCAGGCUGAUGUCAACCUAACCCCCUCAGGGGCAGGGAACAGGGGAGGGCUCCACAAGCGUGUCUGGCAUUCCCACCCACCAUGGAAGACUGGAUACGCACCUGGAAACAAAAGGACUAUGGAAGCUGUUCAAGAUACAUUUGAUCUUCAGAAAAGCAGAAUUUGGUUCAACUGUUGACAGAGGACACAAAUACGUUGUUCCAGAGCUCAGCCUUCUCACUCUAAAAGAAAGAUAUUUUUCUAUUUAUUUUCUACAUCUGGCCAGUGGCUCUGGUGCUAGAUGCCACUGUAGCCAGAUCUCCAACAGUGCCUUGGACCAUGGACUCAUACUCAACUGAGUAAGAAGGGGCUGGUGCCCAGUCGGGGUGGCUGAGCUGGUCCUUAAUAGGUUGUUUCUUGGUCUUGCUUUCUUCAUGCCCUCCCCACUGCUCCUGCCACCUUUAGAUAAGUUUCUCUAGCUAAUUUUGUGGCCAAUGUAAAAUUCGUCAUCAACCUAACAAACACAACCUUCUCAGCAGCAUUUCUCCCCUGUGAUGGAAAUAAAGUGUUUAGGGCAGUGGGAGGAGAAAAUUCUCCAGGUGAAUGGGGAAGGGUCUGUUCCAGCCUCUCCCUACUCCCAUCCCAUUUCCACCAACUGGGGAACUGUGACUAUCUAUCUCCCCCGACUUCUACCAGGGAUGCCUUCACGCCAAGGCUGUUCUCACCAGCUGCCUCAGAUGACAAAUGAGGCUAAUGGACAUAAUCUACAGUGUCCUUUUUCACUUGCACCUUUUUUAUAAGAAUAUAUUGUAAUACUAAAAAAUAUUAAAUUCAUACCAUCCCUACCCA
This is a messenger RNA of Homo sapiens (human), 11387 nucleotides long. RefSeq names its product dishevelled associated activator of morphogenesis 2 (gene DAAM2). The coding region runs from base 5349 to 8555 and encodes 1068 amino acids. The record is from RefSeq and is a predicted model, not a curated record. The transcript is spliced from 25 exons. Lineage: Eukaryota; Metazoa; Chordata; Mammalia; Primates; Hominidae. Gene Ontology annotation, molecular function: actin binding; small GTPase binding. Gene Ontology annotation, biological process: regulation of non-canonical Wnt signaling pathway; positive regulation of canonical Wnt signaling pathway; actin cytoskeleton organization.